GCAGGGCGAGCAUCCUGUCUGGGGGAGGGGACGUGCGGAGGGAGCUCCCGUGGGGCGGACUGGAGAGCGCGGCGCGCCCGCCCGCUGCCAGCCCCUUCGGAGCCACCGCGCCCUGAGCCGCACGCCCCGGGGAUCGGCCGGCGCCAUGGACCGAGGCCGGGUGCUGGAGCAGCUGCUCCCCGAGCUCACGGGGCUGCUCAGCCUCCUGGACCAUGAGUACCUCAGCGACACCACCCUGGAGAAGAAGAUGGCCGUGGCUUCCAUCCUGCAGAGCCUGCAGCCCCUCCCAGCAAAAGAAGUGUCCUACCUGUAUGUGAACACAGCCGACCUCCACUCUGGGCCCAGCUUUGUGGAGUCCCUCUUUGAAGAAUUUGACUGUGACCUGAGCGAACUUCGGGACAUGCCAGAGGACGAUGGGGAUCCCGGCAAAGGAGCCAGCCCUGAGCCAGCCAAGAGCCCGUCUCCGAAACAUGCAGCCGACCUGCCCCCACCGCUCCCCAACAGGCCUCCACCGGAAGACUACUAUGAGGAGGCCCUUCCCCUGGGGCCAGGCAAGGCCCCGGAGUACAUCAGCUCCCACAAUGGCUGCAGCCCAGCGCACUCCAUUAUGGACGGCUACUAUGAGGACGCAGAUAGCAGCUACCCUGCAACCAGGAUGAACGGGGAGCUGAAGAACUCCUACAAUGACUCUGACGCGAUGAGCAGCUCCUAUGAGUCCUACGACGAGGAGGAGGAGGAAGGGAAGGGGCUGCAGCCCACACACCACUGGCCCUCAGAGGAGGCCUCCAUGCACCUGGUGAGGGACUGCAGGAUAUGUGCCUUCCUGCUGCGGAAAAAGCGCUUCGGGCAGUGGGCCAAGCAGCUGACCGUCGUCAAGGAGGACCAGCUCCUGUGUUACAAAAGCUCCAAGGACCGGCAGCCACAUCUCAGGCUGGCACUGGAUAUCUGCAACGUCAUCUACGUGCCCAAGGACAGCCGGCACAAGAGGCAUGAGCUGCGCUUCUCCCAGGGGGCUACUGAGGUCUUGGUGCUAGCGCUGCAGAGCCGGGAGCAGGCGGAGGAGUGGCUGAAGGUCAUCCGAGAGGUGAGCAAGCCCGUCAUAGGGGCCGAGGGGACGGACAUGCCCAGAUCCCCAGUCCUCCUGUGCAAACUGGACCUGGACAAGAGACUGUCCCAAGAGAAGCAGACCUCAGAUUCCGACAGCCUGGGCAUGGGCGACCACUGUUCUACCCUUGGCCGCCGGGAGACCUGUGAACAUGCAACAGGCAAAGGGAAGAAGAGCAGCCUGGCGGAGCUGAAGGGUUCGAUGAGCAGGGCUGCAGGCCGCAAGAUCACCCGCAUCAUCAGCUUCUCCAAGAGGAAGGCGCUGGCGGAUGACCUGCAAACGUCCUCCGCUGAGGAGGAGGUCCCGUGCUGUGGCUAUCUGAACGUGCUGGUGAACCAUGGCUGGAAGGAACGCUGGUGCCGCCUGAAGUGCAACACUCUGUAUUUCCACAAGGACCGCACAGACCUCAGGACCCACGUGAACGCCAUCGCCCUCCGAGGCUGUGAGGUGGUCCCAGGCUUUGGGCCCAGACACCCAUUCGCCUUCAGGAUCCUGCGCAAGCGGCAGGAGGUUGCCAUCUUGGAGGCAAGCUGCUCAGAGGACAUGGGCCGCUGGCUUGGGCUGCUGUUGGUGGAGAUGGGCUCCAAAGUCACCCCCGAGGCGCUGCACUAUGACUACGUGGACGUGGAGACCUUAACCAGCAUCAUCAGUGCGGGGCGCAACUCCUUCCUAUAUGCAAGAUCCUGCCAGGACCAGUGGCCCGAGCCCCGUAUCUAUGAUGAUGUUCCUUAUGAAAAGAUGCAGGACGAGGAGCCGGAACGUCCCACGGGGGCCCAGGUGAAGCGCCAUGCCUCCUCCUGCAGUGAGAUGUCCCACCGAGUGGAUCCACAGGUCAAAGUCAAGCGCCAUGCCUCCAGUGCCAAUCAAUACAAGUACGGUAAGAACCGAGCUGAGGAGGAUGCCCGGAGGUACCUGGUAGAAAAAGAGAAGCUGGAGAAAGAGAAAGAGAUGAUCCGCACAGAGCUGAUGGCACUGCGGCAGGAAAAGAGGGAGCUGAAGGAUGCCAUUCGGAACAACCCAGGAGCAAAGGUAAAGGUUCUAGAGGAGGCCGUGGCCAGCCUGGAAGCUCAGUGUCGGACAAAGGAGGAACGCCGGAUCGACCUGGAGCUGAGGCUGGUGGCCGUGAAGGAGCGCUUACAGCAGUCCCUGGCAGGGGGCCCGGCCCUGGGGCUCUCCGUGAGCAGCAAGAACAAGAGUGUGGAAACUGCAAAUAAACCCCAGAACAAUGCCUCAGAACAACCUGUCCCUGUCAACUGUGUUUCUGAGCUGAGGAAGAGGAGCCCGUCCAUCGUAACCUCCAACCAAGGAAGGGUGCUACAAAAGGCCAAGGAAUGGGAAAUGAAGAAGACCUAGAAAGAGGAUGAGGAUUUUAUCCAAAGAAAAUAUGAGCUUGUCCAUCUAAGGCGGAAAUGCUUUUUUCACAAAGAGACAUCAGAAGACUGGAAGUAGCCCCCACUUUCUGGGGCACCCAAAAGACCAGCCUUUAUUGUCUGCAUGAGAGGGGGAAUAGGGAGGGAAGACAUAGGAAGAAGGAAAUGGAGGGCAUCCCCAUAUAACUUUACAGAGGGUGGAAAGUGGGAGUGGAGGGAGACAGAAAUCCGCUCAGUUGUAAAAGUUUUGUUAAACGUCUUUGCCUUCCCUUCUGAAGAAGAAAUGAAAGCAUAUGUGAAUAAGCCACCCAUCCCAUUCUCAGCAUCCCUGUCCCGUCCUUCAGGCAAAGGAAGGCAGUGCUAAAGCACCAGUGGUGCGCAUAGAGACAAGACUUGAUCAUCUGAUCACAUUUGUGCCCACUGGAUUCAUGUUGGGCAAUACUGAGAGCCUCUGGGCAAGAUAAACAGGCUUAAAAAUCAACAGAAUUACCCCUGCUUGCAUAAAAGUGAAUGAAAGCUAUACAGAACAUGUAAACUCUACAAGCAUUCCUCAUCUGCUUAGGCAGAUGCAGCUACCAGAACCCCAGAUUUGAACUGUUUUCAAAUCUGAGAUCUGCCUAUGGAGCAGGCAAAGAGGUUCAGCAGGUGACAUAUUUCAAGCUCCGAGUGAUACUCAGUGACAGGAGCAUAGAUUUCUAAUGUCCACAAGAUAUCGCAGGCUUUGUAGGGUGGGGUCAUUUGCUGUCAGUCAUGUCCUUUACCUAUUUUUAUGACACUCAAGCUCCAGGAGCUAUGGUUAACAAUCUAAGUGACACUCUUUGUGUUUAUCCUUAUCUUGCUCUCAGAGGCCCACCAGUCUGCCCUUCCAUAUCGGCUAUGAAGUAAAACUAUCAGGGAGAACCAAGAGACGGUGGCUCAUUUCUGCAGCAUGAGUGCCUUUUACAAACACUUGAUACUUGUAUAGAGGAGCAAGGACCUCAAAUGCUGGACAGUCUCCUUACUGUGCCACUCGCUACUUUUUCAACACUGCAGGCACUUUAUAAGUCUUUGCCACAUUUCCCUCCAAUAAA
Messenger RNA from Hipposideros armiger (great roundleaf bat), 3545 nucleotides. It is a transcript of the gene AFAP1L1, whose product is annotated as actin filament associated protein 1 like 1. Gene Ontology annotation, cellular component: cytosol. NCBI's taxonomy places the organism in Eukaryota, Metazoa, Chordata, Mammalia, Chiroptera, Hipposideridae. The transcript has 19 exons. The coding region runs from base 146 to 2458 and encodes 770 amino acids. The record is from RefSeq and is a predicted model, not a curated record. Gene Ontology annotation, molecular function: SH3 domain binding.